Mesorhabditis belari is the source of this 4227-nucleotide messenger RNA. The record is from the annotation of a GenBank genome assembly. NCBI's taxonomy places the organism in Eukaryota, Metazoa, Nematoda, Chromadorea, Rhabditida, Rhabditidae.
AUGUCCGAGGUGUCAUCACUUACGCAAAAUGAAACUCAACAGAUGAUCCCUACAAGGAAUCAUAGGAGUCCCUCACAUGCAACCCUUUUCGCUCCUCGACCCAAAGAAACCACCUCGAUCUCGCCCGAACAAGCUUUAGCACAUAUGAUCAAGGUAAUGAUGGGCACGGGAAUGCUCUCGUUGCCGAUCGCUUUCAAGCACUCGGGUCUCUACCUCGGCAUGAUUCUACUCACUUUCAUUUGUCUCAUUUGUAUCUACUGCACUCGGCAACUUGUUUUAGCUCAACAUUAUCUAUCUUAUUUAAAAGGUCAAACGAAAAUGGAUUAUGCGAAUGUGAUGCGAAGUGCUGUUGAAAUCGGGCCACCGUCUGUCAGAAAUUGGGGAUAUUUUGCCAAACAAUGCGUGAAUGUGAACAUGUUCGUCGCGCAGCUCGGUUUCUGCUGUGUUUACUUUGUUUUCAUGGCCGACAAUCUGAAACAGUUUUUCGAUCAAACCUCAUCGAUUCAUAUCUCCCAAGCCGGUUGGAUUGGUCUUUUGCUUAUCCCGAUUCUCGCUUUAUGCACGAUUCGAGAAUUGAAAGCUCUUGCUCCAUUGGCCGCCAUUGCGAAUGUCUUGUAUUUGUGUGCGGUGACGAUUGUUCUCUAUCAAAUUGUGCAAGUAGAAAGAGCUACAUGGGAAGUGCCAGCUUUCGGCUCUCUUUCAACUCUGCCGCUUUUCUUUGGUACAGUCAUGUUCGCCUUUGAGGGAGUUGCGGUGGUGCUCCCAAUCGAGAACCAAAUGGACGAGCCGGCUCAUUUCAUCUCGUCAAACGGCGUCCUCAACACCUCAUGCUUUUUAGUUCUCAUCCUCUACUCUGGAGUCGGAUUUUUUGGCUAUUUAAAAUACGGAGAUGCUGUCAUGGACACAAUUACUUUGAAUUUACCUCAAUCAAGCUUUUAUCAAGUAAUCAAAGUAAUGUUUGUGUGUUGUAUUCUUGUUUCGUAUCCACUUCAAUUCUAUGUUCCCAUGGAACGUGUCGAGAAAUGGGUGAAGAGAAAGGUUCAAGAGGAUAAACAAGAGAAACUCAUCUAUGGAAUUCGCUUUAUCACUGUUGUUUUUACUUGCAUAAUGGCUCAACUAAUUCCCCAUUUGGCUCUAUUCAUCUCACUCGUUGGCUCUGUGGCGGGAACCUCGCUAACUCUGGUUUUCCCACCGCUUAUCGAAAUCCUUUGUUAUUACUCAAAGGGUGGAUUGACUCCAUGGAUUUGGGCGAGAAAUAUCGCCAUCAUGCUCUUCUCGAUUGUCGGCUUUACGACAGGCACUUAUGCAAGCAUCGUGCAAAUCAUUGAAGCUUUCGGAAAAAGCGUUCGGCCGACGAUGGCCACCGCUGAACACGAGAAUCCUAAAGAAUAUGGAGUGGAGGACUUGGUGCUUCUCUCGAAAAUCGAUCUUCCACAUAUUGUAGGAAAUAUUGAGAAACGGUUUACCAAGUCACGAAUCUACACAUACAUUGGCGAAGUGUUGAUCGCAGUCAAUCCAUAUAGACAGCUGAACAUCUAUGAUCGGGACAGCAUUGAAAAGUAUCGAGGUCGGGAGAUUUAUGAGCGUCCACCGCACGCGUUCGCCAUUGCCGAUGCAGCCUAUCGAAGUAUGAAAAGAUUUGGACGAGACUCAUGCAUUGUGAUUUCUGGAGAAUCCGGAGCUGGGAAAACAGAGACUAGCAAAAUCAUCAUGCGCUACUUGGCCGCCAUCACUAAUCAAGGACAACAAAAGGAAAUUGAAAGAGUGAAGAACAUUUUGCUGCGCUCGAAUUGCAUCCUCGAGUCACUAGGGUGCGCGAAAACGAAUCGAAACGACAAUUCAUCAAGAUUCGGUAAAUACAUGCAUAUAAAUUUCAAUUAUGGCGGUGAUCCAGUUGGUGGUCACAUCAGCAACUAUCUUCUUGAAAAGUCGCGUGUCGUUCGACAACAAAAAGGCGAGCGAAAUUUUCAUGUUUUUUACAAUAUGCUCAAGGGACUUGAAGAUGGAACUUUAAGACAAUUACAACUACAACGAGAUCCAAAAAGAUAUUUUUAUUUGAAUCAAGGAAAUUCAGAUAAAGUGAAUGCGAUCGAUGAUGCGAAAGAUAUGAAAGAAGUGCAAGCGGCUCUCAAAAGCAUUCAUACUUUUGAAAAUAAACAAAUCGAUCAACUUUGGCAUAUUCUGGGCGCAAUUCUUCACCUCGGUAAUAUCGAUUUCGCGCCAGCUGAAGGAAACGCAGGCGGUUGUGUGCCAAAAGAUCGGGCAAGCCUUCGAGCGGCGGCUGAUUGUUUGAGUGUGGCUGAAAAAGACUUGGCGGCGGCUCUUUGUAGUCAAAUCGUUGCAGCUCAUGGAGAUAUUGUGACAAAGAAUCACGAUGUGAAUGGAGCUCUUUAUACGAGAGAUGCUCUGGCUAAGGCAAUUUAUGAAAGACUCUUUGCUUUUGUCGUUAAACGAGUAAACGAAGCGGUGAAAGUCGAUCAAUCUUCACGAUAUGCAAAAGGGACUGUGAUCGGUGUGUUGGAUAUUUAUGGCUUUGAGAUCUUUGGAACUAAUAGUUUCGAGCAACUCUGCAUCAACUAUUGCAAUGAGAAAUUGCAACAACUUUUCAUCGAGCUCGUUUUGAAACAAGAACAAGAAGAAUAUGAAAGAGAAGGAAUCAAAUGGCAAAAGAUUGACUACUUCAACAAUAAAAUCAUUUGCGAUUUGGUGGAAAUCCCGAGAACAGGCAUUUUGUCAGUGCUGGAUGACGCGUGCGCAAGUGUUGGAAAUGUUACGGACAAGGUUUUUCUACAAGAAAUGGAUAAGAAACUUGGCUCUCACAAGCAUUACACGAGUCGUGGCCUUAAACAAAGCGAUAAAAGCGUUGGUUUUGACGAGUUUAGAAUCACUCAUUACGCCGGUGAUGUCACGUACAGUGUUGAAGGAUUUAUGGACAAAAAUCGGGACACUCUUUUCCAAGAUUUGAAACGACUUGGUUACCACAGUAAAAAUCCAUUGCUCAUUUCAUUGUUCCCGGAUGGAGCGAAAUCACUUUCAGAAGUGAAUCGACGACCACCAACCGCUGGUUUCCUCUUUAAAAACAGCAUGACUGACCUUGUGACUCAAUUGGCAUCGAAAGAACCUUACUACAUUCGGUGCAUAAAGCCGAAUGAAGAGAAAAGCUCGAGUCAUUUCGAUCGAGAACGAGUCGAGCAUCAGGUGAGAUAUCUCGGUCUUCUCGAGAAUGUGAGAGUUCGUCGAGCUGGCUUCGCUUACCGAAUGGCUUAUGAACGUUUUUUGCAAAGAUACAAGCUUUUGUGUCCAGCCACUUGGCCAAACCCUCGUCGUGGCAGUGCUCGGGAAAACGUGAUUCGUAUCCUUAAACACAUCAAUUUGGACACAGAUUGUGUUGAAGGAAGAACGAAAAUCUUUAUCCGAUCCCCGCAAACCGUUUUCACGCUGGAAGAGCUGCGAAGCGAAAAAUUGCCCUAUGUUGUCACAUAUUUGCAAAAGAUGGUACGCGGUUGGCAAGCCCGAGAGCGGUACAAGAAGAUGAAAGCCGUCAGUUUGAUCAUGGCCACCUAUCGGCGAUACAAAUUGCGCACAUAUAUCCUUCGGGUCAUCGAAUCUUUUAGGGGCGUUCGUCAAAUGCCUGACUUGGGGAAAUCAGUUCGAUGGCCGAAAUCGCCGGCAGUACUUGGCCAAUUUAUGAAGCGCCUUCAAGCCAUGCAUCUGCGCUGGCGAGCUGCGACGAUUCUCGCACGAAUGCCUCCACAUCUUAGAGAAUCUUUGCCUCAAAAGUUGGCUGCUUUCGAGGCUCUUAACGCGCAACGCCAUUCUUGGGGAUAUUCGAGAAGUUGGAGAGGAGAUUAUCUAUCUUAUCAAGAUGAAGUCGACAAUAUGGACAGUAGCAAUUAUAAACAAGCUGUUGAUGCCCUAAAACCAGUGCAUCCGUUCGGGAAAGUUCUCUUCUCUGCAUAUAUUCAGAAAUUCAAUCGUUUCAACAAGUCAUCGACAAGAGUUUUACUGAAUGGAAAACAAGAGGAUCGAGUGGGCGAACUCGUCGGCACAUUAUUGUCUCACUAUGAUAAAUUGGAUAUGAGACGUCCAAUGGUUUUGGUGGCUCAAACGCCAAGCUGUCAACUCGGCAGCAAGAGCAAAACCGUUCGCGUCACAAACGAUCCCACCCAACCCACCAUGUUUAAGAAAUCUGGGAACGACAUUGAGCUGUUUUGUCAAGCGGCUGCU